Molecule: messenger RNA, 1535 nt
Organism: Amphimedon queenslandica
Lineage: Eukaryota; Metazoa; Porifera; Demospongiae; Haplosclerida; Niphatidae
Product: V-type proton ATPase subunit S1-like
Exons: 9
Coding region: 28-1398 (456 amino acids)
Cellular component (GO): proton-transporting V-type ATPase complex
Molecular function (GO): ATPase activator activity
Source: RefSeq, a predicted model, not a curated record
ACUUUAAUUAGAAAGCCACUUCGUCACAUGAUAAAAAUGGCGAUUAAAGGUCUCGUCCUUGGUCUCCUUUUUUGCUUGCUGUCCGUAUCCUCUGGUGAACAACUCACCCCCUUUGUUGCCUGGUCGAACAAGGACAUUCUCAAUGGUGUGACUCUAGAGAGCACUGAUUUGGACCAGAUACUCUCCGUAAUCUUACCUAGAGCAAAAGAUGUGGAUUCCAUUGUUAUAUUUGCUACUGAAGAGCUCACUUUUGAUGAUUUUAACAAACAAUUCGGUGUUUAUGACGAGUUGUCGUCAGAGCUUAAAGGAGCUGUACUGAAAUCAUCUUCAUACUAUUGGACUGGUGUCAGUGACACUGGCUCUGGAGACUGGGUAUCUAGACUAGCAUCCUCUCGGGGGACAACAGUCCAUCGUAUAAGAGGUUCGGCACGAAAGGGACUCGAUCUAAAUGGAGUGAUUGUGGUAGAGCUUGACUCCGUGGACAAUCAAGAUGCUGUUAUUGGUGAACUCAUGAGCCAAACAGACGACAAGUCAUUUCUGGCUGUGUACACAUCAUCCCUCCUAAAGGAGCGACGGGACAAACGUGAUAUUCCUCUCAUGGAGUUUGAGAGAGAACUUGAACCUCGUGCAGUUACUCCCUCCACUGAAAAUACUGAUACGUGCGGUUCACUGAAAUGUAAUGGAACCGAGGAGAGUCUUCUGUUCUGUCUCAUUGAUGCCUAUGUUUAUUAUGAUAUUGAUGGCAAUGGGCGAGUUAAUUGUUCGCUUGAUGCCUCUCAGGCUAAUUUUACUUAUUGCUGCAGUGGUGAUAUCUCACCUGAAUGUAAUGACACCACUCCAUAUGUUGCUCUCUCUUAUCCUUAUAAUAACGAUACUUGUAGAGGUGAUGAUUACAUCAAUGAGGGUACCAUUUCAAUAAAGUUCUCUUUUGAUGUCGAUUCAAAUGAAUUUUGGUCUAUCUCUAUGACUGCCAAUGUUACCAAUGAGAGCAGCGUGUGCGUUUUUGAUGAUAUGCAGAUGAGUAGGCAGGAGUCUAAACUCUACUAUCCUUUCAAGAUGAGUCAAAAGUCAAGCUAUGCCUGCUCUGCUACUUAUUACAAUAAUUACACUCAAAAUAUAACCAGUGCCAACGCUACAUCCGAUUGUAGCCCAGGAAGCAUGAUUUUUGUCAUUUUCAAAAAUUUGCAGGUCCAGCCAUUCAGCGUGUCUGGCAAUACUUUUUCGACUGCUUACAACUGCGAGGGUUAUUUCACUCCUACGGCUUGGAUGGGUGUGGUAGCUGUGGCCAUACUCAUUCUAAUACUCUAUCUCUCAAUCGUUUCCGUCUUUUCUCUUCAGACUAUUAAUCAGUUUGAAGACCCUCGCGGCGAGAGUAUUAAUGUGGAAAGGCUUCAUUAGUGAUAGUAGCGCAUUGCUAGGCGCAUGUCUUGUGUGUAUCUACUAAACAGUUUUAACUAUAUAGAACUUAAUGUUAUUAUUUGUAAUUAUAAUUUAAAAAAUAUUUUGAUUUUUCUAGUCACGCCCAGCUAGGUAAA